CAGGGCUUCAAAAACUUUUUGAAUUCCAUAAAGCCCGUGAUAUGAUCCGGGAAUUGGAUGCUCUGUACAAGGAAACCGCAAAGUCUGAACGAUAUGAUAUCAUGAAGGCUUUGAUGGAUUGCAAGAUGGCUGAGGGUAGUUCAGUUGGCGAACACGUGGUCAAAAUGAUUGGCUAUUCUGAAAGGCUUAAAGCCCUAGAAUUUCCACUUCCACCUGGCCAUAUGAUGGACAUGUUGCUUUCUUCACUCCCCCCGUCUUACGACGGUUUUGUCAUGAACUACAACAUGACAGGGAUGGAGAAGACGCCGGAAGAAGUGCUCGCCAUGCUGAAAACUACAGAAGGAGGACUGCGGAAACAUCGCAAGCAAGUGUUGCUUGUGAAUAAAACCGCCAGUUUCAAAAAGAAGAAAGGCAAGCCAAAGAAGGGCAAGGGCACCGGUAAGACCGGCUCCCAAAGCAACUCUAAGGGCGGAGCCAAGAAUGAAACUGAGUGCUUCUACUGCAAGGGCACAGGACACUGGAAGAGAAACUGCAAGAAGUAUCUGGAAGAUAAGAAGACCGGGAAAACCGGAAAAGGGACUUCAGAAGGUGCGCAAGCUAGCAAAGAAUGAAGUCGUGAUGCGCGUCGGGAACGGCGCUGGGAUCGCCGCUCAAGCCGUCGGCAUUAUGCCUCUACGUCUCCCUUCAGGAUUUAUCUUAGAACUAAGUAACUGUUAUUUUGUUCCACUGUUGUGUAGAAACAUUAUCUCCGGAUCAUGUUUGGUACACGAUGGGUAUUCGUACAAGUCUGAGAACAAUGGUUGUUCACUUUAUUGUAAGGAUAUGUUUUAUGGAUUUGCACCCAUUGUUGGGGGCCUUUUCAUACUAAAUCUUGAAUGUGGAAAUGAUGUCUUUAACGUGAAUGCUAAACGCCUUAAGAAGGCUGAUACCACCACCACUUUCAUGUGGCACUGUCGCCUUGGCCACAUCGGUAAGAAACGCAUGCAAAGACUCCAUAAAGAUGGAGUUUUACCGUCCCUUGAUUUUGAAUCAUUUGACACAUGUGAAGCUUGCCUGAUGGGGAAAAUGACCAAGACGCCGUUCACGGGUCAUCCUGAACGGGCGGGUGAAUUAUUGGAAAUAAUACAUAGUGAUGUAUGUGGUCCAAUGAACACAGGCGCACGGGGUGGAUAUUUUUACUUCGUGACUUUUACUGAUGAUUUGAGUAGGUAUGGCUAUAUCUACUUAAUGAAGCAUAAAUCGGAAACCUUUGAAAAGUUCAAAGAAUUUCAGAAUGAGGUAGAAAAUCAUCGUAACAAAAAGAUUAAGUUUCUGCGGUCUGAUCGCGGAGGCGAAUAUCUUAGUCAUGAGUUUGGCCAACAUCUGAGUGAUCGUGGAAUCGUUUCACAGCUUACGCCUCCCGGAACUCCACAGAGAAAUGGAGUAUCGGAACGACGUAACCGAACCUUGUUGGAGAUGGUAAGGUCAAUGAUGUCUCUUACAAAUCUUCCAAUAUCUUUUUGGGGUCACGCACUACUUACUGCUGCUCACACACUAAACAAAGCACCGUCUAAAUCUGUUGAGACGACGCCACAUGAGAUGUGGCACGGGAAGAAACCCGUCCUGUCGUUUUUCAAAAUUUGGGGUUGUGAAGCUUAUGUAAAGCGUUUACAGCCAAGCAAACUUGAUCCCAGAUCAGACAAAUGUUACUUUGUAGGUUAUCCCAAGGAGACAGUUGGGUAUUCUU
Messenger RNA from Aegilops tauschii subsp. strangulata, 1726 nucleotides. Lineage: Eukaryota; Viridiplantae; Streptophyta; Magnoliopsida; Poales; Poaceae. The record is from RefSeq and is a predicted model, not a curated record.